UCCGAGAGCAAAGGAAGAGCGCCGCAGCCCGAAGCUCGCUCUCGCCGCGUCGAUGACGCGUCUCCCGUCGCUGGAAGGCUCUCCUCCAUGAGGCGCUGCUGCUGCUCCUCCCUCCCCUCGUCCCUCGCCGCCUCUACCUCCUCCGCCGCCUCCGCCGCCGCCGCCUCCGCCAUGUAUCCUCGUCCCAAGUACCGUGGCGGUAGAUAUCCAUCCCAAAGAAGCUUCUCUGACUCCCCGCACAAUGGCGGCAGAGGGCAAUUUCCGAGUGGUGACUCCAAUGUCCACCCGGUCCAAUGUAGAAACCAAGGAUUCCAACAAGGAGCGAGGGUUAACUUCAUCACUGGUGACUCUCACUUCCAUGCAGUCCAGGAUGCAAAUCAUGGAUUCCGACAAGGAGAGGUCGGUGAUUCCGCCAUCCAGGCUGGGUAUCGGCCUCCGUUCCAUUCAAGAAGGCAUUUUGUUCAGAGCGAAUCAUACGGGUUAUCCUCUGGUUAUAGCCAUGAUACACAAUUCCACCAUCCCCAGCACUAUAAUCAGGGUCAGAGUAUACAGCAAUCCCCGCAAUAUAAUCAAAAUCGACAGUUUCAGCAUCAUAGGCCAUCGAAACAAAACCAGCCAGUCUGGAGACGUCCACAAUCUGAUUGGAGUUUAGCCACUCGGACAUCAGAAGAGCAAAGGUCUUGGCCGCAAAGACCUCCCGACUAUCGAAUUUGGGAAUAUGCAAAAACAGAGCCACCUUCUGACUAUGAGCGGUUUGUCAUUCUCUCAUACAACAUAUUGGCUGACUACCUUGCUAUAAACCAUCGAAGCAAACUCUACUAUCAUAUACCUCGCCAUAUGCUGGACUGGCAGUGGAGAAAGAGAAGUAUCUUGUUUGAGCUUGGAUUAUGGUCUGCUGACAUAAUGUGCUUUCAGGAGGUUGAUAAAUUUUAUGACCUGGAGGAUGAGUUAAAGUCACGAGGAUAUUGUGGUAUUUGGAAGAUGCGGACUGGAAAUCCAGUUGAUGGCUGUGCAAUCUUUUGGCGUGCUUCAAGGUUCAAGUUGCUUCGGGAAGAUUGCAUUGAGUUCAACAAGCUGGGGCUUCGGGAUAAUGUUGCUCAGAUAUGCGUGCUUGAGGUAGUGAGUGAAAAUGAGACUGGAAAUACAGCACAUCAAUCAGCCAGUUCAGCAGGUUCUAGAAAGAUUGUGGUUUGUAACAUUCAUGUGCUCUACAAUCCUAAAAGAGGAGAAAUUAAGCUUGGUCAGAUAAGGGCUCUUUUGGACAGGGCUUAUGCUGUGUCCCGAGCCUGGGCUGAUGCUCCUGUUGUUCUUUGUGGAGAUUUCAAUUGUACUCCAAAGAGUCCUCUGUACAACUUCAUAUCUGAGCAGAAGUUAAGUUUGUCUGGACUAGAUAGAGAUAAAGUAUCUGGUCAAGCCUCUGCAGAAAUUCGUCCAACAAUACCAGAUGGUCAAAACACUCGUGGUCAACCUCAAUUCCGGGUGGACUACAAUAAGCUAAAAGAUUUUACCUUGGAUGAGCAGAAGCAGAGGAACCAAGAUAACAAUAAGGAAAAUUCUCUCAAUGUGGAUGACCCUUUUCAGCAUAGGUGUACGGACAGUGCUCCAGCAUCCUCUGCUAAAUCUUGCACAAACAGGCGGAGUGCAAUUGACAGCAGCAAACUUAAUUAUGAACUGAGAAAAGACUCUGAACAGAAUCCAGCAGAUGCUGCAAAUGAAAAUGGAUUACCUUCCGAUACUUCUUUGGAAAAAGAACCAAACUCUGAUACUUUGGUUGGGGGGACCGUGUUUCCUCUUGAUGAUGUCAAGUCAGGCAAAGAUAAAUGUACUUAUCAGAUGGCUUCUUCAUGUGUCACUGAGCCAUCUGAUUUAGAUAAUUUGCAAGCAAAAGAUUGCACAGACGUUGUAUCGACAGCUUCCUUUACAGGCGAAGACUAUACUAGUAGUGACCCUGUAGAUCUUGAAUCUCUAGAUUCAAGUGAUGCAAAGAUCACUUCGUUUGUGUUGUCGUGCGAAAAGUCUACUUCUGAUGACGCUGAAACCACUUCUUCAGAAGUUGCAGGGAAUGUAAUAUCCCAAUCAGUCAAUGACAAACAGGAUAAUCCUGCAACCUUACAUAGUGAGUUACUUGUGGAUACCAUGGGUGACUCAAUAGAUGAGGAACUGAAGAAGUUAUCUCUCAGUGAGCCAGAAGAAUCUAGCACGGAAGUUGGAUGUUCUUAUGAGGAUGACGACACAUUUUUAUCUGCAUUACACAACUUAGGAGGCGCAGAUUCCUCUCCUGGCAGUCAAAUUGUCAAGGAGUUUUCAUCUGGUUUGGAUUUUGAGCCUGUUGAAGGGGAGAUCUCUACUUAUGAUCCUUCAUUGUGGACACCGAUGGAGAUAGCUACAGCAACUGGCAGUGCAGAUUGUCUCUUUUUGGAGCAUCCCCUCAAACUUAAGAGCACAUAUGCCGAAGUAGAGGAUUCUUCUGGGACUAGAGACACAAACGGGGAACCCAUGGUCACCAGUUACAAUCGAUGCUUUAUGGGUACAGUCGACUACAUAUGGCAUUCUGAAGGUCUGCAGACGACAAGGGUGCUUGCUCCCAUACCCAAACAGGCUAUGCAAUGGACAACAGGGUUCCCAACUAAGAAGUGGGGUAGUGAUCAUAUUGCGCUAGUCUCUGAAUUGGCGCUCGCAAAGGGUGCAGCCGAUCAAACAAAUGAAGUUCAGUAAUAGACCAGCCUUUGGGACCUGAGAGUUGUAAAAAUAUCUGAGUGCUCUUCAGCUGUGCAGAAUCCAAUUUCAGUGUUGGAGCUCAUUCCUGACAAUUUCAGGUUUCUUCUAGCUUCUAUAUGCAGUUUUGGUGUAAUUAUCCAGGCUCAAUUUUUUUCAGUCAUCACCUAGAAUUCUUUUGUACCGGAUUAGGCUAGCGAGAGAUUUUGAUUAGUCAAUUCCCCGUUUGGAUUUUUCUGACACUGUUUGUAUUAGAAGAUAAAUUCCUGAAGCUGGAAUGAAGGAAUGCGUCAGGUCGAGAAGAAAUCUGCUUAGAGACCGAAUGACAUCUUCCAGGAAGCUCUGGAAGUACAUCUUGUAAAUCUAUGUUGAAUUCUUUACAAUAGAUGCAAUUAACC
Molecule: messenger RNA, 3113 nt
Organism: Syzygium oleosum
Lineage: Eukaryota; Viridiplantae; Streptophyta; Magnoliopsida; Myrtales; Myrtaceae
Product: carbon catabolite repressor protein 4 homolog 6
Exons: 15
Coding region: 88-2715 (875 amino acids)
Molecular function (GO): 3'-5'-RNA exonuclease activity
Source: RefSeq, a predicted model, not a curated record